UUGUCUGUAUUUGAGUUGUUCGCUCUGCAAGAACAAAUUUGAAUACAAGAUCAUGACUGAUGAGGCUUUUGAUGUGAUGGUGGUUGGCUCCUGUAUGACUGACUUGGUGAGCCAGGCACCGAGGCUACCCAAAGCCGGGGAAACCAUCCACGGCCGCAAGUUCUUCAUCGGCUUCGGAGGUAAAGGGGCCAACCAGUGCAUACAAGCUGCAAGACUGGGGGCCAAAACCGCUAUGGUCUGCAAGGUUGGUAAAGACUUCUUUGGAGACAAUUACAUUCAGAAUUUCAAGAACAAUGGUGUACACACAGAUUUUGCAGGGCAGACCUCUGACGCAGCCACAGGAGCUGCUUCCAUCAUUGUCAAUGAUGCAGGUGAGAAUGCCAUUGUGAUCGUGGCCGGUGCCAACAUGCUGCUGGGCAGCGAGGACCUGCAGAACGCUCUUCCAGCCAUCAGUCAUGCAAAAGUGCUGGUGUGCCAGUUGGAGAUCAGCCCGCAGACAUCCCUGCAGGCGCUACGCAUGGCUCAGGAGAACAAAGUAAAGACAAUUUUCAACCCAGCGCCGGCCAUUCCCGACUUGGACGCAGAUUUCUACAGAGCCUCUGAUGUGUUUUGCUGUAAUGAGUCUGAGGCUGAGCUGCUGACUGGUUACUCAGUAGCUAAUGUGGAAGAAGCGCAUCGGGCCAGUCAGGAGCUGCUGAAGCGAGGCUGUGGGUCAGUCAUCAUCACUUUGGGACCCCAAGGCUGUGUGGUGCUCAAGGCACAGGAGUCGACCUCAAAACAUGUGCAAGCUACACCAGUCACAACAGUGGACACUACGGGUGCUGGGGACAGCUUUAUUGGUGCGCUGGCAUUUUACAUGGCUCAUUAUCCCACAAUGCCUCUGGAGGAGAUGGCCCGCAGAGCCAAUCAGGUGGCAGGAGUGAGCGUGCAGGCUGUUGGCACGCAGACGUCUUACCCCUUCAAAAAGGACCUGCCGGCUGAACUGUUCUAAGACGCUGCUGUUAAUGGAGCUCGACCUGAACAGAUCUAACUGACCUGUGAACCACACUGUCGUAUGACAUGAGCUGCUUUUGAGAGAUGCGAGAAUGAAAAAAGUUAUGAAACUUUUUUUUGAUUGUUAAUGAUGUCAUCAAUGGUAUUUUAAUAUGAAGCCGGUCAUUAUUUCAAUUUGACUGUCAAUAUAACAGUUACAUCAACAGUGCCUAUGUGGUGAAACGCCAACUCAAGUGUUUAAUAAUUGAAAAACAUCUUAACACUUAAUUUCUUAUGAACAUAACUUACUUAAUGAGCCCAAACAGAUCACACUUCACAAUUUCUUUCAUGUAAAGUAAUCAAUGAUACUGUAUAGCCCCAUUGAAUAACAUUAAUUUAUGUCAUGAGGAGUAAUUUAAAAUGGUUGUAGUCCAGAUUCUCUUGAAGCUCGGUCAGGGUUUGCGGUGGAGAGAAAGCAGAGGCCCUCUGACAGAUCCCAGGAGAACUCCUCUGACAGCAAACGGAGAUGUUGACUGAUGAAACACCUUGUAUAAUCCAUGACAGUAAAAAUAGUCUGUGUUAAACCUAGCAGGCUUAUGUUGUCCAUAUAUUUUG
This is a messenger RNA of Plectropomus leopardus (leopard coralgrouper), 1587 nucleotides long. It is a transcript of the gene rbks, whose product is annotated as ribokinase. The record is from RefSeq and is a predicted model, not a curated record. Gene Ontology annotation, biological process: D-ribose metabolic process. Lineage: Eukaryota; Metazoa; Chordata; Actinopteri; Perciformes; Serranidae. Gene Ontology annotation, molecular function: ribokinase activity. Gene Ontology annotation, cellular component: cytosol.